This is a messenger RNA of Octodon degus (degu), 3799 nucleotides long. RefSeq names its product MOB kinase activator 1B (gene Mob1b). The coding region runs from base 158 to 808 and encodes 216 amino acids. Lineage: Eukaryota; Metazoa; Chordata; Mammalia; Rodentia; Octodontidae. The record is from RefSeq and is a predicted model, not a curated record. Gene Ontology annotation, molecular function: protein kinase activator activity. Gene Ontology annotation, cellular component: nucleus; cytoplasm. The transcript has 6 exons. Gene Ontology annotation, biological process: positive regulation of protein phosphorylation; hippo signaling.
CCUUCCUCCCUGACCCGGUGGUCGGAGUUCCAGAGGCCGGGAGCGUCGGACCCCGGCACUGUUCGGCUGCCGCUAACGCUGCCGUGAGCUCUUGUGCUCAGCUUCCUGUUCCCGCCACUCGGCCCGAUCUCUGAGCGUGGCCCGACCCGCGGCCGACAUGAGCUUCUUGUUUGGCAGUCGCUCUUCUAAGACUUUUAAACCGAAGAAGAACAUCCCAGAGGGUUCUCACCAGUAUGAGCUCCUGAAACACGCAGAAGCUACCCUUGGCAGUGGCAACCUCAGGAUGGCUGUCAUGCUUCCGGAGGGAGAAGAUCUAAACGAGUGGGUUGCAGUGAACACUGUGGAUUUCUUUAAUCAGAUCAACAUGCUUUAUGGGACCAUCACAGACUUCUGUACAGAAGAGAGUUGUCCAGUCAUGUCAGCUGGACCAAAAUAUGAGUAUCAUUGGGCAGAUGGAACAAACAUAAAGAAACCUAUUAAGUGCUCUGCACCAAAGUAUAUUGAUUACCUGAUGACGUGGGUCCAGGAUCAGUUGGAUGAUGAGACAUUAUUCCCAUCAAAAAUUGGUGUCCCAUUUCCAAAGAACUUCAUGUCUGUGGCAAAAACCAUACUCAAACGUCUCUUUAGGGUCUAUGCGCACAUUUAUCACCAGCAUUUUGACCCUGUGAUCCAGCUUCAGGAAGAAGCACAUCUCAAUACGUCCUUCAAGCACUUUAUAUUUUUUGUCCAGGAGUUCAACCUUAUUGAUAGAAGAGAACUUGCACCACUCCAAGAACUGAUUGAAAAACUCACUUCAAAAGAUAGAUAAAAGAAUGCAGAGCUAUGCGAACUAUUCCUCAAGUGAAACUGUGUGGAGCGUAUUUGGGAUUUUGCCAUAUUUUAUUUGGUUGUUUUAUCUUGGGUUUGGGUGGCUUGCUUGGGUUCCCUUUUCUUUAUUCUGAAUAUCUGAAAGCAUACUCUAGUAGUAGAGGAAACCAAGAACCAUUCUCUCCAUUUGAAAGGGAGUAAGUUUUGUCUUAGUAGUAGACAGUAUUUUUUAUUUUAACACAAUUUUGGUUUCGUGAGCAGUUUGAAUAAGAUUGUGUGCUGGAAGAAAAUGCCUGCUGAUGGAUGGGAUUCUGUGUUGUAUAAAUUGUGUCACAUCGUGAAGUCCCCAGGAGACUUAUGUUUUUAAAGUGCCUUGGCAGAUUCACUUGUAAGAUGCGAAGCACAGACAAAACUGAACAAGGCUUGAAAUAAUAUUAGGAUUACUAUCCAGGGCACUUACUGGUGCAUGCUGUAAAAUAAUCUAUGAUAAAAGCCAUACUUUACCCAAAUUGGUGUUCUCCAGCUUUUAUUACAUUAAAGAAACAUAAUUUGUAAAGUUGUGCAUGAAGAACAUAAAAAUUAGUAUUUCUUAAAUAUUUUUGAUAUUGACAGUAAUAUAUUCUGUUCAACAAAUGCUUAAGGUCUUUUUCCGUCUUUUAAUAUCUGUGAUAUUGAAACUUGAGGAUGCUAAAAUAUAAUCCAUAUUGCCUUUUGACUUCUUUCUACAUGUUAACUGCACUGUGGUGUCUUUCUACAUGUUACUACACUGUGGGUAUAAAACUUCGGGAUAUAUUUAGGAUUGCCAUCUUCAGAGGUGACACUGAACUGUGAGGUUUCUUAGCAAUUGCCAAAUGAGCCAUGAGUCUGCAGAAAAAGCACCUACUUUGAAGAGCAGGGGAUAGAGCAUGUUUGUCUGGGGAAAGGGAUUAUUAUAUGGAUAAUUAAGAAUGGAAUUAAAUAUGGGGAAUUAAGGUCUAGAAAGUUCUGUCUUAAAACCUUUCCAUAGAAUUACAUUAUAAUUUUAAUCAAUUAGUUAUAAACAAUCUUAGAGACUUCCUUUUAGGAAUCAACUUCCAUGAGAAGUGAAAAAUACAUUAUUGAUUUAGGUAAAGACUUGAAACAUGGAUUUAAGGACUAUUGGGAAAAACUGAUCUUUUUUUUUAGCAUUUCCAUUCAGUGAAUGGAACUGGUAUUUCCUGUCAUUUCAAAAUGAUACAUAAUACCUUUGCAUAUUAUAGGCCCAGUUUGAAGUAUUCUGACUUGAUUUUCCAUUGUGAAAGGAAUCUUUUUCUUUGUAGUGAUAUAAAACAGUGAAAAUGCUAAUUCAGUAGUUAAAAUUUUAGUUAACAGAACUUUCUAAUGCAUUACUAAUACAAUAACAAGUUUAGAAAAUUAGUUUUUAAAAUAAAUGCUAAUUUUUUCACUUCAGUUUUGUUCUUGAGAAAUACCCUUCAGACUUCCAAGUUGAGUUUUAUAAUUUUUGGUAAAUUUGCUUUCUCAGUUAGAAAUAUGUAAUUUUCUUCCAGUUAGAAGCAUAUACUUGUGCAAUGGAGAUGCUUGCUCUGAAUAGAUUACAGAUGUUUAGGAGAAAAGAAAAUAAGUUUGUUUUUGUCAUUAAUACUUUAAUAUUUUUACAGUUCAGAUCACUAGGAACUGCCUUUUUCUCCAUUCAUUUCUAGCGGUUAAUGUACUAAGUACCAACAGUACUAGUAAUGGAUAGCCUGACAGAGGCAAACACACUUACUGAGGCUUACUGGUAGUAUUUAUUUAUAGAACACAGAAUAGAUAAUAGCAAGCACUGUGGGCUGGUUCAGAAAUGAAGUUUGGUGUUCUGAUAUUUAAGUGCUAUCUGUCUAAGGAAAUGAAACACAAUUCCUCAAAUAGUCUUCCAUAUUGAAUGAUUUCCUGUCAGCCUUGUAACAAAAUGAUUGCAGUAGCUAAAUGCAGAGAGAAUAGCUAAAUACAAUUUUCAUUUAAUGUACACUGUAGAAAUGGGGACUCCUUCCACAAAUUAAAUUUGGCGGAAGGAUUUACUUUCCCCUGUAUAUGUAGACAGGAAUUUGUUUUUAGUUUGCCAGAAUCUAGGUGCCUGUUUCUGAGUAUUUUGUGUAUUCAGUUACUGACAAGCAAGGAUGCACAUAUGUUUAUGGGUGGUAAAAAGGAAUAGACAUUUUUGCAGGGAGAUGCCUGGCAUGGUACAUAGUGUUAGGUGGCUGCAAGUAAGGAAAUACUAGAGCAGAUGAGAAAGAACUGACUUAAUAAAGGUUGCUUUCCUUUGAUUGGUUCCUAUGUGUAAGAGUUAGGAAGAUGCCCUUUACAAAGUAAGAAUCAAAGCUUCAUUUUAAAGCAGAGCUUGCUUAUAAAUGUCUAUUUAGAUUCUUUUCAGAUUUCUAUUUAAUUUAUAAGUAACCAAGUAAAUUAUUUCCUCCCUGUUUUUUAUAGUUAUAAAGCAGUUUUCUCAUCCUUCUUGAUUACAGGAUCCUACAAAAUGUAAAGUAGUGAGUUGUCAAGGUAUUAUUGGUACUCAUAACAACUUUGGUUAAAUGUUGACAUGAUGCAAGUUUCAAGAAUUAUUUUAAAUGAUGGAGUAGUAGUAGUUGAGAAAAAUGAAUACCAGAAAGAGUAAAAUUUUUAAAAUUAACUAUAGUAGAUGGUGCUCAUGGCUUUCAUUUGCUGACUUCCAUUUCCCAUAAAGCCAUGGCAGUAGAGUACACUAAAACAAGCAUGUAUUAGUUAGCUGGUGGUUUUGGAGGAUAAUGUACCUAAAAAUUUACUUUUCUACUUUCCCUGUUGUGUACAAAUUCUAAAUAGCAUAAGAUGUGUUAAGUAGAAGAAGAUAUGGCUAUGGUAAAAAAUAUUUCAGAUAGCAUUACUGCCUAGCUUAUCAGGAUAGAUGAAGCACUAACAUCUUUUACCAGGAAAUAGAGAUGAUGUAGGUAUUUAUAUUUUACAUUUUCCCUGCGUAUGGGAAAAUGUGAAAAAAUGACAGAUU